Messenger RNA from Dreissena polymorpha, 2507 nucleotides. Its product is annotated as transient receptor potential cation channel subfamily M member-like 2. Gene Ontology annotation, cellular component: membrane. The coding region runs from base 173 to 2368 and encodes 731 amino acids. NCBI's taxonomy places the organism in Eukaryota, Metazoa, Mollusca, Bivalvia, Myida, Dreissenidae. The record is from RefSeq and is a predicted model, not a curated record. Gene Ontology annotation, molecular function: ligand-gated calcium channel activity. The transcript has 2 exons. Gene Ontology annotation, biological process: calcium ion transmembrane transport.
CUGCGACAAUCACCAAUCGUAUGCAUAUCUGUCGCAUUUCAUCUUUUGCGACGACGCAACAGACCCUGACAAAACACGUGUUGAGAUCACGGAGCAAAUAAGUAAGAACUUCAAGGUACCUGUACUGUCACUCGUCAAUGUUGCGAUUAAAAAUCACGUUAAAUUCAUUAGAAUGUCAAUCGACAGCAAGCAUCCAGUCAUUACAAUCACACGGGAUAAGGACCCAUAUGAGGCGAAAUUCCAUUUUGAAACAAAUCGUGACUUUAUUGUCAACGAGAUCCUCAGUACAACAAACGAUCCAGAAAAGCUUUUUGAGGCGAUAAUUAAAACAAUCUUAAUAGGAAAAGAUGAACACGUUGAUUAUCUUAAAAUGGCCGUUGUACUGAAUGCGCCUGAAGUUACAGUUUCUGCAAUGAUUUCAAGCAGUUCAAAAUGGAAGUCUGAUGAAGAUAUAUGUUAUAGACAGAAGAUGUUGUCAUCCGCAUUGGCAUUUGAUUAUGGCGAAACAACGUUGGUUCUUUUGAGAUCAAUGAAGGACAUUGAUCUAAGAGCUUUAGAAUUCGGUACAAUGUCACACAAAUCCAUAGCUCGGGUUGAAAAGUACUUACAGGCAACCGUCGGUGUCAACAUGAACAUGCCCAAAGAAAAAUCAGAAGCAAAUGAUUGCGCUUACCUAUGGUUGUUUAUUUGGGCGAUUUGCAAUGAAAAGUUUGAUGUGGCGAAUGCGCUGUGGAGUUUGGUUGAUUCGAAAAUGGCAACGGCCUUGUUAGCCAGCCGAUGCCUUGAUUCUAUGCGAAAGAACACCGUAGACGGAAAUCAACGAGACACAUUGAAUCAAAAUUGGUCGCUGUACACGGAAAGAGCAAACACUAUCUUGGACAACUGCUUCAGUGCUAAAAGAACCCUUACUAAAGCGAUGCUUGUCAAAUGCAGGGAAACAUUUGGUGAUUCGUCAGCUUUGCUUAUCGGAAAAACAAACAAGAAGUUCAUCGAAAAUCGAGCAUGUCAAGCAAAACUUAAUGACAUAUGGAUGGGACCCUUGAAAUCUGACCAGGACGCGAACCCGAAUUGGAAGAUCGUCAUAUGCCUUGCACUUCCGAUACUAUCUUCCAUUCUACUCCACUUCAAAGAAGACAAAGAUCAACAAAAGUGUUGUAACGUGUAUUCACGCCCUUUCUGUGGUAAAGUGUGUCAUUUCAUGAACAGUCCGAUCGUCAAGUUUCUUUACUGCACCGUAUCUUACCUCGUAUUUCUACUAUUCUAUGCUCAUGAAAUAAUGUUCAAAGUCUACGAAAACCCAACCGUUAUCGAGUACCUACUUAUGGCCUGGGUUGUAGCGUUUCUUACUGAAGAAAUUAAAAUGUUCAUUGAAGAAGACGUCUAUUUCCGCGACGCAUGGAACUGGUUGGAUCUGGCUGCAAUUGUCCUGUUUUGCGGCGGCACAUGUCUUCGAUUUCUUACAUGCUGUCUUGACGUUGGAAGAGUGUUGCUGGCAAUGUCAUUCAUGCUCUUUUCUCUGAGACUUUUGCAUUUUUUCUCGUCACUGAAAGUUAUCGGACCCCUUUUGGUUAUGAUUGGUAGGAUGCUCAAAGACUUGGUUCAAUUCCUGCUCAUACUGGCCGUGGUUUAUAUAUCAUUUGCCGUCACGAUGCAAGCGAUCCUCUAUCCAAUGUCGUCAUUCGAGUUUCAAACAAUGCAAAAUGCACUGAAGAGGCCAUACUGGAGUAUUUUUGGACAACUAGAACAAACGCUUGACGAAUUCCAAGCUCUUAUUCCAGGAGUCAAUUGCGACGACAAAUCUACGUACGACAGCACUGAUUCGAAGCUACAAAUGUGUCCUACCAAACUGGGAACCUACAUAGCACCCGUAUUGUUGGCCAUAUUCAUGCUGAUUGUUCAGAUCCUUUUGUUGAACCUCCUCAUUGCCAUGUUCAGCUAUUCCUUUACGAAGAUCCACCACGACACGGAUAGGCACUGGUGCUACCUGAGGUUUAGAUUGAUACACGCGUAUUACCACUUGCCAACUAUACCACCUCCGUUUUCUGCAUUUUAUAACGUUUACGUCAUUGUGACGCUUUUGUUCCGCCGUUGCAAACGCAAUUCAACAAUGGAAACGAGUGUCUUCUGCGAGAAGCUGAACAAAAAUGAAAACGAAAAGCUACAACGAUGGGAGACCAUUCAUUCAUGCGAUGAAACGGCGGUAACUCAAAAAUCUGAUUUACAAGAAGAGUCAAAAGUGUCAAGCCCAACGCCGAAAUAUAGUCCUCCAGACACCGUUGUUAAAAAAGUGUUUUUCAAAAACUUCAAAAGCAAGAUAUUGAGGAAUCAGAUAUCUAGACUAAAUUUGAUAGAUGACAAUGACGAAUGACAAUAAAUGUGUAAACAGCUGUAUACGUGUAUAUAAAAAUACUCGGUGAGUGACAAUCUCAUAAAAGUAAAUCCUCAUAUUCGCUCAAAUAUUUGCCGCAAUUCAGCGCUACGGAAUACCGUUAGGGCCAUCGUGAUUA